Molecule: messenger RNA, 2932 nt
Organism: Scylla paramamosain (green mud crab)
Lineage: Eukaryota; Metazoa; Arthropoda; Malacostraca; Decapoda; Portunidae
Product: CCAAT/enhancer-binding protein delta-like
Exons: 5
Coding region: 386-805 (139 amino acids)
Biological process (GO): DNA-templated transcription; regulation of transcription by RNA polymerase II
Molecular function (GO): RNA polymerase II cis-regulatory region sequence-specific DNA binding; DNA-binding transcription factor activity, RNA polymerase II-specific
Source: RefSeq, a predicted model, not a curated record
UGGGGUGACAGGGGUCUCGAGCACCUCAGUCUUAACUAUGGCGACGAGAGAGUAGGAAGACAGCCGACGCCGCGCAAGGAUUCCCACACACACCCCGCAUCUCUUUGAUUUUUCUUGUGGGGGAAAUAGCUAGCGACGCAGAUGAAGUAAACAAUAACGUUGAGCUAGUGAGUGAGGUUAGUGUUUGUUGGGGAGCUCCCCUGGUGACAGCUGCCCAUCCUCAGCUUGUGUCCCGCGCCACACCACCACCACCACCACCACUACUACCACUACAACACCGCCACCACUGCGCCGCCUCUACUGCUGCUACUUCUAAGAGUCAUUUGCUACCACCACCACCACCACCAUUCCACACCACCUCAGUAAGAAGUCCCAGGGAACAGUGAUGUCUCCCAAGAUGGAUGGCCUAAGCAGUGAGAGCAGUGAGGAGUCAUCCCACAGCGGGACAUCUGGCUCCCGCCGCAUCGUCAAGAACACUGAGGAGUACCGCAAACGCCGUGAUCGUAACAACCAGGCAGUGAAGAGGUCGCGGCUCAAGACAAAGAAGAAGACGCAGGAGAUGGUGGACCGUGUGACUCAGCUGAGAAAUGAGAAUGAAGAGCUGGAGGAGAACAUCAAGAUACUGAACAAGGAACUGGGCUUACUGAAGGGCCUGUUUCUGGAGCAUGCAGGGAAUGCCCACGGUGUGAGGCUGAAUGAGGCAGAGCUGGCCCGGAUGCUGGACGAGGACCUUGAGGUGGACAAGGGAGUCGCCCUGCUGAUGAACCUCUCCCAAGGCAGCUCCCCCCAGAACAAGUGGAACUAGCACCCCCUCACCAACAACCAAUGACAACACUGCUGCGCCUCCGCUGUUCACGUCUUUCACUCCCUGAGGUUUGCCGAGCCCCUGCAGGUCCUGGCUGGGGAGCGCCACCCCCUAGCCAUGCAUUGACCCUCAAGUGUCUCCACAGCUCCCUGUGACUCGUUCUCCAGCCACGACCUGCGGAGGACUUGGGCGACUCUGGGGAGGGUGAAGUGUGUAGUGGCGAGGACAUGCAGGCCUUGACAGGCACCUCCCUGUGAGGCUGACGCUGGUCCACGUAACCAUUCACUUGCCAGUAUUCAUGACACUAAACACUCAGGACUGUCUUGACAAAAAGAAGUACACUAGACAAAUAAAGGUGUAGCCUCACAUAUAUUUUCAUACAAUCACACACUUUCCUCCGAACGGUCAUUGUUGUUGUUGUCGUCCGGCAUUUGGGAGGUGGACGUGUGCGUGGAGCAGCCGCCAAGCCAUUUUUGUUGUACCUGAGGACGCGUCACUGUCUCGUUAUGUAGUUGAGUGUGUAGCAAGCGAGGCGCCGCACCGCACUGCACCACCCUGGCAGCCCCGCCCCGUGUUCCCUCCUGCCGGGGCGCAGAGUGGCCGGCCGGUGGGGUGCGGGGUGGCGCCUGCAGCCAGAGGUGACCCAGCAAGCAGCUCAACUAGAGGAAUGGUCCAGAUAGAGUGACAGGAGGACGUCACUACCAUGCUGUUGUUCACUGUUCAGGAAACAUUAAUUCCAUUUUGUUCCGACUCGCUCGUCUUACCCACAUGUGUUUGUUUCCAUUCGGGAGGAACAAAAUUCAAUGAUGGUUUCCCAUGUUUCUUUUCCUUAUUUUUAUUUUUAUUUUUUUCUAGUUGGUGGAUAUUUUUUUUAAGCUUCUUGCCAAUAUACUCUAUAGCCAAUAUGCACACAGCAUAUAACUUAAGUGUCUCAUCUCACUUGUUUCUUUGGGUACACAAUUAUUUGAAAUAAAGUAGAUUUUGGAUGAAUUGUGAAAAUAUCUUUUUAUUAUUUUUCCACUGUUGUGCCCCUGCUGAGUGUCUUGCAGGAGGGGAGGCACGGAGGGCUGUGGUGUGGCCUGCGGAGAGGCACACACACACGCACACACACACACAUGGGAACACAAGCACCUCACUCUGCCACACACCUUGACAACGUAAAUACAGACCAAUCACACUUGACAAAUGAGGUGUGUUCCUUAAAAACAACAUUCAGAAAUAUAAUUCUGAAAUCUAAAUCAAAUGUCUCCUGUUUUUUUUUUCUAUAAUGAAGGAGGUAAUUCCUCAUGCAUACAGUUUAUACAUUUGUACAUCAGAAUAACAGAUUGAAUUGUUUUAUCAAUUUCCUGGAACAUUUAUGAGCAAUGUUUGUUCUGAUUCACCUCUACCUGCCACAAGGUUUCUGACAAGUAGCUCAGAUAACAGGCAGAGUGCUGUGUGGUCUUCCUUCUGUGUCUGUGCCUUUCCAUGCCAACCAACCAUUGACUUGCUCACUAGUUUUAUUAUUUAACUUUAUUUUAUCUUUUAUUUCCAUAUUUUUUUGAGUCGCCACCGUAUGAGGUCUGGCAGCACACAGGCAGCAGGAGGAGUUACUGGUGCUGUCUGUGUGGCGUCCUGACAGGCAAGGGAAGGAGUGUCCAGAUUUAGUUCAGUGUCUGUUCUUGUAUCCACGAGAGGGAACUAGUGGUGACCUUGGCCAAUACCGAGGAUAGCUGAACCUUGCUAAGUAGCUUUGGUGACUGUCUUGUCAAGCUUCAAGCCUUGUUAUAUAGGACAUCAUUAUAUAUGUGCGUGUAUAAUUGUGUGGGCGUGUAUGUACGGUAAUGCUACCUACUCUGCUCUGUGUGGCAGUUUUGGGUUUUUUUCCACUUCUAAGUACUGCAUAAUGGCAGGAUUCCUCAUUGAACGUCAGGUAAAGAAUUCUGCAUUUUUCAGUUCCCAGGGUGCAGCAUAAACACUACAUGGAUGUGACAAAGUAGCAGUUUUUAUACCUUUUAUAAUAGCACACUGUGAAUUGCCUCCCUUUUUUGUCACUCCCGGGAACUCUAACAGUAGCUCCGUCAGGAUCCAUCAAGGUGGUUUGUUUACUGAAAACUGUCCACAGUACAAAAUAAAAUGACAUACACA